Messenger RNA from Penicillium roqueforti, 2847 nucleotides. Its product is annotated as MDM20/NAA25 family protein. Gene Ontology annotation, molecular function: protein-N-terminal amino-acid acetyltransferase activity. The coding region runs from base 1 to 2847 and encodes 948 amino acids. Gene Ontology annotation, biological process: N-terminal peptidyl-methionine acetylation. Gene Ontology annotation, cellular component: cytoplasm; NatB complex. NCBI's taxonomy places the organism in Eukaryota, Fungi, Ascomycota, Eurotiomycetes, Eurotiales, Aspergillaceae. The transcript is spliced from 8 exons. The record is from RefSeq and is a predicted model, not a curated record.
AUGAGCUCCAGCAAUGACGCGGUGUUUCUGCGUCGUAACAACCAAAUCCAAGAUGCCAUUGACUCCCAGAAUAUGAAGCAGGCCUUACAGCUGAUUGAGAAGCGCAUGAAGAAAGGCGAGAACACUCAUUUCCUGAAGGCCUGGAAAGCGAAUGUUCUCUUCAACCAUGCGGAUGUGACACAUAAAAAGAAGGGAAUUGCAGAAACCCUCGAGCUGUGCAAGGCCGAUCCACCGAUCUCGGAUUUAGACUCUCUCGACAUACUCCACAGUACGCUGCGAAAUAUGGAUGACUAUACCGAGCUUCGGAGCGCUAUAUGGGAACGAGCAGCGAAGGCAAAGCCACAGGAUCGUGAUCUUCAGAUGAGGUGGUUCAAAUUCGGCUAUGAGGCUGGUGAUUGGAAGUCAGCCCAGAAAGCUGCAAUGAGUCUCCAAAAGAACUUUCCUCGGGAGCGAAAGUAUUAUUUUUGGGCCAUCUUCCUCUGUUACCUCGUUUCGGAUGACAAAUCUAGUUCGGACAUGGACCGCAAGUUGUUUGGGACACUUGCCUAUCGCCUUGCUCAGAAAGCAGUAGCCGAGGUUCCCUCUAACCCGACCGAAUUGCUAAGCCCUCCGAGAGCGAUACAAACCGCCGAGGAACUUCUCUUGGUUGUUCGAAUUCUCGAAUCACAGUCUCGUUGGGCAGAGAUUGUGCAGGUUCUCAAUAGUGAAAAUACUGGUCUCAGCUCUCGGAUUGUUAAUAACGACAGGACCUUCAUGUUAGCCAAAGUCACUAGCCUGGGGGCUGCCGAACUCUGGGAAGAGGGGCACUCAUACGUCAAAGGCCUGCUUACCGUGCCUGAAGACGAAGCAGAGCGCAAAACUUUGCAUGAGCGGGAUGAUUGGAAAUACUGGAACUUGCUCAUCCUAGCCGUGCGUCGUCUUGAAAAAAGUCCAGGGCUACUUUCCGAUACGCAGCAGCAUAUCGAGAAGUUCAUCGAAUUCAGCCCAAAGUCCCGCAACGCGCACAUCGCUAUUAUGGACAUAGUCCUAACCGGAUUCAAGCGGGGCGAGCGGACAGAGGAUGAUCUGGUUAUUGCGUGCCAAAGAUACUUUGACCAACACAAGCACAAACUCUAUGCUUUUAAAGACUUACGAGGGGUCUUGGAGACCCGUGAUGAUGCCUUGAUUCACCGAGUAGCCCAAAAUUGCUUGGACAGUGUCGAGGGGAAACCUGAUGAUGCCAUUCCAUUAAUCAAUGCGUACAAGCUGCAAUACUGCGACCGGAUUUCAGCCAAUAAAAACGUAUUGAAAUCCAGUAUCGAGACCCUUGUCCGCAAUUGCCUUUACUUCUACGAUGCAUUCACGCUUUUAGCAAAGACACAGGACAAAAAACAAGAAAGCCAACCAGAUACUGCUUCCGCGAUGGAAAGCCGACCCACAGAUGACUUCUGCAUCAUUGCCGCAAUGGCCCUUCUUCAGCCUAACACAGCUGGCCAAGCAUCUGAGAAAGUCAGUAACACUGCCCUGAUUCGCGCCGCCGGGAUUCUGGAACAUCUUUUAAUCGACUCACCUCAUAACUACGAGGCGAUUCUUAUGUUGAUUCGAAUCUAUCUUCUUCUCGGCGCUGGCUCUAUUGCUUUGAGGUGGUUUGGCAAGCUGUCUAUCAAGCAGAUGCAAUAUGAAAGUGUUGCUCAUAACCUCUUUACCCGCUUUGCCACCAUCCACCCUCAUCCCGCGCCUCUUAUAGAGGGCGGAGAAUACAAGGACUUUGACGCGCAAGUUGCAUUCAUUACCGCUCUCGACUUUUAUCGUCAUGCAAGCUUCACUAUCAAGAACUCUUUGAUAAAAGGACUUGAUGAUGGGACUUACGUGAAUCUAGAUGACACAAUUGAGCUUCAAAAACGUAUCAGGGACAGUAUCUGCCGGAGAAUGUGGGCACUGGACUUACGACGGAUGCAAAGAAUCCGCAAAGGAAACCACUUGGCCCUUCACGAGGAAAUCGCCCAGAAUACAUCACCGGCUCAAGACCAGCGGAAGUACGAUGGUUUCAUGGACCUAGAACGUUGUGGCAAACCUGCAUUUGAGCACCGACUGCGCGCAGGUCCGGUUCCUGGGGAAAAUUGGCUGGCGUCCGCCCGGCUUACUGAUCGACUUUUCAGUGUUCUUGAGAGCAUCGGCAGUCAGAAGCCAGUCGUCUUGGAGCCAGAGCUGCCUGACAUCGGCAAAUUAUCGCUCUCCCAGACUGAUGUUGAUCACACUGGUGCCGAGAUAGAUGCAGCCAAGAUUCACGUAGAAUUGUUGAAAGUGGCUAUGUUUAUGGCUGGAUCGAAGGCCCAUACUUCCACCGAAAUUGAGACUGUUCUUGGCGAGAUAGAGGAUUGGUUGAAGGCUAAGAAAGAGGAUCUAGCUCUGGAAGAUACUGGAAAUUCUCCCCUUAUCAUGAGGACGACCGUCCACUUCAGCCCAGGCACCCCAGGUGCACCGACAUGGGAAUAUUUCCAUACCAUUUGGACCCUCGUGGAGACCCUCAAGGCUCUAUGUAAUAUUUUCAACCUGAAUUCUCGAAAGGCUGUGAAGACCGCCAAACUCCCUGCCGAACAAAUGAACGGACUGAAUACUCUUGUUCGUGAAGUUUUCGAGGAUAUCCGUUUGAACACCCGAAGUCUGAAACAGAGCCUUAUUGAAUCAGCCACUCUCAGUACACUCAUUGAUAUGGUCAAGCGUGGGGAUACAACUGAUGAGUACGAGAAGCCGCUUCAAGAAGUCUUGGAAAAGGCGAUGGACGAGUCUGCGCUCGAAUUGUUCUGCGGAGAACUGAGAGAGAGCUGGGAGGAGGCACUUGACGGAGUGCUGGCUGCCAGGCUCUAA